Messenger RNA from Homalodisca vitripennis (glassy-winged sharpshooter), 2126 nucleotides. RefSeq names its product adenylate kinase 8. The transcript has a single exon. The record is from RefSeq and is a predicted model, not a curated record. Gene Ontology annotation, molecular function: AMP kinase activity; ATP binding. NCBI's taxonomy places the organism in Eukaryota, Metazoa, Arthropoda, Insecta, Hemiptera, Cicadellidae. Gene Ontology annotation, cellular component: cytoplasm. Gene Ontology annotation, biological process: nucleobase-containing compound metabolic process. The coding region runs from base 134 to 1840 and encodes 568 amino acids.
UUUACGCAGCUGAUAAACAAGUAAUUUAAUCCGAGUAUUUCUGCUGGUAAACUAACAACAUAGUAUUUACGAAAACAUAACCUCUAAUCAAGUAAUAUAAAUAUUGGUUUAUAUUGUAGUGAGACUUUAUUUUAUGAUGGCGGUCGACGCUUCAAUGAGAAAACUGAAAAUACCUGCAAAGUUUAUGCCUUACUUGGAAAAACACAGAAUUUACGAGCUUUUUCACGACUUGGGAAACAAGCUCGCCAUGGAACAGCCUCCAGAUCCAAUUCAGUUCCUGAAGGAUAGUCUAGUGCGUCUGCAAGAAGGUAGAGACCAUCGCGUGAUAAUACUGAUGACUCCACCGUACUUUGACAGAACCAGACUAUCGCAGAUCAUAUCCCAGAAGACUGGUUAUGGAAUUGUAUCCAGAUAUCUAGUGAAGGGCUCGGGGAACUUUUACAAUCCAAUAACUUUGGCCGAGUCCACGGCGAAAUUCAUCUCUUCUUCUGAAAGAGAAGGUUGGAUUUUAUCAGACUUCCCUGACACAGUUGAGGAAGCGAAACGAUUGAUUAAGGCCGGUGUGCUGCCAACUCACGCGUUCUUGUUUCUGCAAAACGACCAACACGACGAGGGUGAAAUACACAAAGCAGUGCGUACCGUUGACACUUCUCCUUCGAUUCUUCUUGAGUACGACCACUCAAUUUAUCGUCUAAGAGAAUUAUUCAAGUCUUCUUUAAAAGUCGUGAAGAUAAAAGACAGAACUGUAGAGGAUUUGGCAGACUUGUGUGCGAGAUUGGCAGAAAAAAUGCCCCCUCGCCUCGCUCCGAAAUUGUUCCGCGUGACCUUGUUUGGACCGAGAGGAUCGAGAAGAAGAACGCUGGCAAAGUUGCUCAGCAGAAACUUCAAUUUGGUUCAUGUCGAUAUGAUUCAUCUGAUAAAUUCCGCCAAGAUGAUGGAAAACGAUAUAGGUGACGAGAUUCGCUUUUAUGACAAAAACAACUACACGUAUACGAAAAAACUCAUUUUCCAGUUGGUCAAAGAUAGGCUUGAACAAUACGAUUGCGUGGAGCGUGGUUACGUAUUGACCAACUUUCCAACUUGUGUGGACGAUUUUGUUUUUCUAGACUCUCUAGACGCUCCGCCGAACAGAGUGAUUUUCUUAGACAUCGAUGGCAACGACUGCCUUACCAGACUAGAAGACAGAGUGGUCAAUAUGUACACUGGAAGCCUGCAUUCGAGGAAGGCAAUUGAAGGCGAUUCCUUCCUGAAAUCGCAGAGUUUGCCUCAUCCUGACGAUGAAUCCUGCAAAGUAAGCGAGGAGAUUAAAUUUUACAUGUCCUCCGUUAAUGCAAUGAUAGAUUACUGUGGAGGAACAUGUUCUAUAAUAGAUGCUAGAGGGUCAACGAGAUCCCUUUUGGAGAGGGUGGAGGCCGUUCUUAUGGGUUCCUCGCCGGCGUCCGACCCUCGACCUGCCACAGUACCCCGAGCCUCUCUAAUAGAACGUAAGCCCAGCGUUAAACCACGGAUAUCAUACCCAGUGACGCGCACAGAAGUCUUUCCUCUCAUCGAUUAUGAAGAUCUCAUCCAGAGAUUUAAGCAGCUUAAAGGAAAAUUGAGCAGUCGCAAUCGAGGAUCCGAAGAGACUGAGGAUUCCUCUAACAUUGAGGACGAUUAUUUUUUCUACGAAAAUAACAACAGAUUAACACAGAAAUUUGAGAGUGAAAACCAAGGUGGUGUGGAAGUGAUACAAUUAUAUAAAGGACAUUGGUCCAAAGCAGAGGGGAAAAAGGAGUCGAAAAGUCGCAGUCAAGAAUUCAAUGAGCCUGUAACAUCCUCAGUCGUUAGGGACGAAUAUUAAUCGUUUACAAAUGUCAAUGGAAUCUCAAGGAGAAAACACGACUGGUGUGGCAAUGUACAUUGAAAUUAAAGUUAACAAGUUUAUACCUGAUAACAUUCUAUAGUUUAAAAGGUCCAUACAACAUUUUAAAAAUUUUUGAGUAUAAUUGCCAUUUAGUGUUGCCAAUUAGAUAAAAUCACGUGUGCGUUAAAUUCGAUCAAACAUAAUUUGAAUAAUUCUGAGUUUAAUUAUACAACGAAUGUUAAAAUGUGUAAAAUUUUGAAUAUUAAAUCCGUUUAAAAGAUUA